UCGUCGCGAGCCUUGUACUAGAGUGGCAACAAUCGUCUUCACAUUACAGAAAGUUCGAAACUUCAAAGAAAUUAACAGUACUGAUACAAACAAGUCUAAAUAUUUGAAGAUCGGUAAAGCUGAUUACUCUUGGUGAUUUUAUAUUGUAUGAAUCGUGGAGACUGCUUAUUUUUAAUCGUUUAUAUUGGAUAUAUUCGUAUUGACGUUUUGUUUUGCCAAAGAGUGGCCACCUGCAGUUUUUAAAUUGUUAAAUUCUUUAACUUGUGGUGAUUUCAAUUUUUUUAUAUAUUCAGACAAAAUCAGCAGCAAAGUAAGUUAAUAUGUCUGGGUAUCGCGAUUUGCGUCGAGGAAGUGUUGACACACAAGCAAGCAGUACAUCGGAUGGAUCUAUUUCCACUGUCUCAAGUGAAUGUAAAGUAACCGCACGACUUUUGGAUCUUAUGCACAAGACUCAGUAUGAAUUGGUACAAGAAAAUGGUCAAAGACGAUUGACAGCACCAGAACUUACAGUAGAACAAAGAGAACGUAUAAAGGGUGCUGAAGUUUUUUUGGGUAGACUACCUCGUGAUUGUUAUGAAGAUGAAUUAAUGCCAGUUUUAGAGCGAGUUGGCCGUUUAUUGGAACUUAGACUAAUGUUAGAUUUCUCUGGAACUACUCGUGGCUAUGCAUUUGCAUUAUUUGAGGAUGCUAAAACUGCACGAAGAGCUUGCACGAUGCUUGAUGGUUAUAAAAUCAGACCAGGGCAUAAAAUUGGCGCUGUAAGAUCAGUUGACAAUUGCAGACUAUUUUUUGGUGGUGUACCAAAAAAUAAAACUAAAGAAGAGUUUUUAGAAGAAUUAAGCAAGCUAAUGGAUGGUAUUGUUGACAUUUACCUAUAUCCAAAUGCUCAAGAUAAGACUCUCAAUAGAGGUUUCAUCUUCGUUGAGUUCAAGGACCACAGAUCUGCAGCAAUGGCUCGUCGUAAGCUUAUUCCUGGACGAGUUCAAUUAUGGGACCAUGAAGUGGCAGUUGACUGGGCUGAUCCUGAACCAGGAGAACCUGUUGAUGAAGAAAUAAUGAAAAAUGUAACAGCUCUGUUUGUAAGAAAUCUUACAAUUGAUAUAUCACAGCAGAAAAUAAGAGAAAUUUUCCAGCGAGAAACUAAUAUUCCAAUCUUGAAAUUAAAAAAAAUAAAUCAUUUUGCAUUUGUUCACUAUGAAACACGUCAGUUAGCAGAAGCAUCAAUGCAAAUUAUGACCCGUCCUGGUGGAGUGGCUAGUAUGGAAAAAUGGGAAAUCUGCUGGGCCAAACCAAUUGGUCCCAUUAAACAGGCCGAAAGACAGAGAUGUAUCAAUGAGGCUAUCUCACAAUCUAAAAAUAGGGAUGUUAGAACAAAACGGCCAGGAGCAAGGAAACAAUAUCUUUAUAAUGACCAAAUAGAACACCAAAUAGAAGAUCAAAUACUAGAAAACAAGCAGGACAAUCUUGAUAUGUAUUGUGUAGCAAUUUUAAUUGAUUUUGUUUCAAAAACACUGCAGGCAGAGUGUUCUUUUCAAUGCUUACCAAGUCAAAAUCCAACUGGAUGGUUUCACAAGAUAACUAUAUUCAAAGCCAAUGCUAUAAUAUUUGAAGGAUAUGGUACAGUUCAACCAACUAAACAAUUAUCUUUAGAUGCAGCAGUUUCAACAGUCUAUCACGAAUUAACUUCUGCUUAUAAUCAAAAUGUUUAUAGUGGCACGUUUCCUCCUCUUACAGUUGAUCAUUUAUCUGCACAAAUGAUGCAAGUUAAUAUUAGUAAUACUAUACCAAGUUUACAAUAUAAAAAUAACAUUUUGUAGAAUUUAUAAAUGGCACAAAAAGAAAAACAAAUAUCCAUAUUGAAAAUUUUAAUACUCAGAAUAUAUUUGAUCACUUAAAAAUCGACAUUAAAUAAUAACUACUAUAUAAGGUAAUACAAUUGGCAAUGUCGAGACUCAUUACAAUGUUCAUGAGAAAUUUAUUACAAUUUUUGUUGAA
Molecule: messenger RNA, 1995 nt
Organism: Phymastichus coffea
Lineage: Eukaryota; Metazoa; Arthropoda; Insecta; Hymenoptera; Eulophidae
Product: probable RNA-binding protein 46
Exons: 8
Coding region: 321-1817 (498 amino acids)
Cellular component (GO): nucleus
Molecular function (GO): mRNA binding
Source: RefSeq, a predicted model, not a curated record